Molecule: messenger RNA, 5106 nt
Organism: Acomys russatus (golden spiny mouse)
Lineage: Eukaryota; Metazoa; Chordata; Mammalia; Rodentia; Muridae
Product: zinc finger protein 112-like
Exons: 10
Coding region: 263-5068 (1601 amino acids)
Biological process (GO): regulation of transcription by RNA polymerase II
Molecular function (GO): RNA polymerase II cis-regulatory region sequence-specific DNA binding; DNA-binding transcription factor activity
Source: RefSeq, a predicted model, not a curated record
UGUGGGCUUUCCUAACCCUCUGCUGUGAGUGAGCUGGGGCACGGACAGCUUGGUAACCUGCAGGCUGACACUCCCGGUUAACAGGAAGUGGGUAGAAAAGCCAGGUCUGGGCGCACAGACUUGGAAUGCCAGCGCUUGGGGCUGAUGGGAAGGCUGAGGCAGCCAUGUGGACUGACUGUCCUAGCGAUGCUCUCAUGACGCCCUUCCUCCCCCCAGCUUGAUUCCCAGAGCCCUGCCUUGUGUCAAAGAGAAGAAGAGAGCAAUGACCAAGUCACAGGAGGCGGUGACGUUCAGGGACGUGGCCGUGGUCUUCAGUGAGGAGGAGCUGGGGCUGCUGGAUGCUGCCCAGAGGAAGCUGUACCAUGACGUGAUGCUGGAGACCUUCAGGAACCUUCUGUCAGUGGGAGGCCAGAGCACAAACAAGAUGGAGACUCUUCACGCAGCAGGGUUAAGGUGCCUUUCACUGGGGCGGCCUCCAUGCUGGCAAAUGACAAGCCAUGACGUCAUCAAGCCGGCCAGAACUCCAGAAGCUGAAAUAAACACUCAAGGAAAGGGUCCUCGCUUCCUGGAGCAGUGCCACGCCUCCUUCCACACGGGAGCAGAAGAGACUCCUCAGGCCUCUGAGGGUGAUGGCUGUCCUGAGAGUCUCACAAGAGACCCUUCCAGCAAUACUGAAAGUCGGGAAUUUCUGUCUGCAAGAGCUCAGAGUUCUCGGCGUAAAACACACCUUAGUGAGACGGGGCGCCGUCACCAACACUGUCCACAGACUCUGGUGAAAAAGAAGCCACAGCUGUUGGAUUUGGGUGUUGACAUUCUGAGCUGCACUUCCCACAAUGAUAACAAUAUAAUGGACGAAAGGGACAAAGCCCACAGCAGCAGUGGCUGUGGUGAAGUCAUCUUUCCCACAUCACCCCUCACCCAGCAUCGUGUUUCCACAGAACGGAAGGCCUCCCUGUACAGCCAGGGCCAGGAAGCUUUCAUUGACAGCCCCAGUCUGGAACUCCAUCAACAGGUCAGCUUAGCAAAGGAGUCCCCUCUACCUAGUACACAUGAGGACACCGGACAUAGCUCCAGUGUCCCCGUUCAACAAAGUGCUCAUCCAGGGAAAAAGCGCUACUGGUGUCAUGAAUGUGGCAAGGGUUUCAGUCAGAGCUCAAGCCUUCAGACUCACCAGAGAGUGCACACGGGGGAGAAGCCCUACAGGUGCGACAGCUGCGGGAAAGGCUUCAGCCGCAGCUCCGAUCUCACCAUCCACUGCCGAGUGCACACGGGAGAGAAGCCUUACAAGUGUGAGGUGUGUGGGAAGGGCUUCAGGCAGAGAGAACACCUCCAGAUUCACAAGAGAAUUCACACAGGAGAGAAGCCAUAUAAGUGUGGAGACUGUGGAAAAUGCUUCAAUUACAGUUCGAAUCUUCAUAAACACCAGAGAGUCCACCCUGAGAAGAAACCAUACGAGUGCAACGAAUGUGGGAAUGGCUUCCCCUCAAAGUCCAGUCUCCGGAGCCAUCAGCGUGUCCACAUCGGAAAGAAGCCAUAUAAAUGUGGAGAGUGCGGGAAGGGUUUCAGUUCAGGCUCACACUUCCGAAGGCACAAGCGAGAGCAUACAAGACAGGAGCCAUUUCGCUGCAGCGUGUGUGGGGAGGCCUUCAGUUGGAGAUCGACUCUUAAAGCUCACCAGAGAGUUCACAUUGGGGAAAAGCCAUGCAGGUGUGAUGUGUGUGGGACGCACUUCACCUCAGCCGUGAGCCUCCAGAGUCACCUGAGUGUCCACACAGGAGAGAAACCCUAUGAAUGUGAGGAGUGUGGGAAAGGCUUCAUGCAGUGGGCACACCUCAAAAUCCACAAGAGAACUCACACAGGAGGCAAGCCAUACAAGUGUGGAGACUGUGGCAAAUGCUUUGAUUAUAGCUCGAACCUCCACAGGCACCUUAGAGUCCACCCUGAGAAGAAACCAUACAAAUGCGAUGAAUGUGGGAAGGGCUUCCGUUCGAGUUCCAGAUUUCAAAGCCAUCAGCGGGUCCACAAAGGAGAGAAGCCAUAUAAAUGUGAAACGUGUGGCAAGGGUUUCAGUUCAGGCUCACAAUUCUGCAGCCACCAGCGGAUCCACACAGGAGAGAAGCCGUAUAAAUGUGAAGAGUGCGGGAAGGGAUUCAGUUCUGGAUCAAAAUUCCGAAGCCACCAGCGCGUCCACACAGGAGAGAAGCCAUUUUCCUGCAAUGUGUGUGGGAGGGGCUUCAGUUGGAGAUCGACUUUUAAAGCACACCAGAGAGUUCACACCGGGGAAGAACCAUGCAGGUGUGAAGUGUGUGGGAAACACUUCACCUCAAGCGUGAGCCUUCAGAGUCACCAGAGCGUCCACACAGGAGAGAAACCCUAUGAAUGUGAGGCGUGUGGGAAAGGCUUUAGUCAUACCUCGCACCUCCAGGCCCACCAGAGGGUGCACACGGGGGAGAAGCCCUACAAGUGCGACACGUGCGGGAAAGCCUUCAGCCAGAGGUCCUAUGUCCAAGUCCAUCAGAUAAUUCACACCAGGGAGAAACCAUUCAAGUGUGAGGAGUGUGGGAAGGAGUUCAGAUGGAGCUCAGCACUUAGUGCUCACAGGAGGGUCCACCCAGGACAGAAACCUUACUUGUGUCCACAGUGUGGGAAGGGCUUCAGUCAGAGGUCACAUCUAACCUACCACCAGAGGGUCCACACUGCAGGGGUGGCAAGUCUUUUUAGCAGUGUUUCUAGUGAAGUGAGAGCUUGGAGCGUCGUCCCGUGGCCCUUCGUGCGCGCUCGUGCUCCCGGUGUCUCCCCUCGGGGACCGAGUCUGCGGCCCGGGGAGAAGCGGGGCGGCGGGGGCGGCGGCCGGGUCCUCUCUGCUGGGCUCUGCCUGAGGCGGCGCUGCCCGGGAUUCCUGGACCAUCUCAGCUGCUUGUGGAGCCCCCGGGAGAGUCUGGCUUCCCAGGGAGCCUGGAGAGGAGCUGUGGGGACGGAGGCCGGAAAGCCCAUCACCACAGGCAGCUUUGUGAAGCUUGCUUCCCAGAGCCCUGCCUGUGUCAAAGAGAAGAAGAGAGCAAUGACCAAGUCACAGGAGGCGGUGACGUUCAGGGACGUGGCUGUGGUCUUCAGUGAGGAGGAGCUGGGGCUGCUGGAUGCUGACCAGAGGAAGCUGUACCAUGACGUGAUGCUGGAGACCUUCAGGAACUUUCUGUCAGUGGGAGUCCAGAGUCCAAACAAGAUGGAGACUCUUCAUGCAGUAUUAUUAAGGUGCCUUUCACUGGGGCGCCUUUCAUGCUUGCAGGUCAACAAACUGACCAGAACUGCGGAUGCUGUAAUAAACACUCAAGGAAAGGGUUCUCACUCCCUGGAGCAAUGCAGUUCCUUUUGCCAGGGGAGAGCAGAAGAACCUCCCUGGGCCUCAGAUUAUGACAGCGGCCUUGAGAGUCUCCCAAGUGACCUUUCCAGCAAUACUGAAAGUCAAAAAUUUCCGUCUGGGAGAGCUCAGAGUUCUCAGAACAAAACACAUCUCAGCGAGAGGCAGAAUCAUCAGAAACAGUGUCUGCAGUCUCCGGCGAAAGGCAAUGCAGUGCUGUUGGAUUCAGGAGUUGACAUUCUGAGUUGCAUUUCCCACCAUAAUAACAAUAUCCUGCAUAAAGCCCACAGCAGCGGCGCCUGCAGUAAAGUCCCUGUUCCCAAAUCACCCCUCACUCAGCACCAUGUUUACACAGAACAGGAGACCUAUGGGUGCAGCAAGCACCAAAAGACCCUCAUUGACAGCCCCAGCCUGGAACUCCAUCAGCAGGUUCUCUUAGGAAAGGAGUCCCCUGUACGUAGUACACACGAGGACAGCAGCCAUAGCUCCAGUGUCCCCAUUCAACAAAGCGCUCAUCCAGGGAAAAGGCAACACUGGUGCCACAUGUGUGGCAAGGGUUUCAGCCAAAGCUCGAACCUUCAGAACCACCAGAGAGUGCACACGGGGGAGAAGCCCUACCGGUGCGACAGCUGCGGGAAAGGCUUCAGCCGAAAGUGGGAUCUCAAAAUCCACCGCCGAGUGCACACCGGAGAGAAGCCUUACAAGUGUAAGCUGUGUGGGAAGGGCUUCACGAAGUGGGAGCACCGCCAGAUCCACGAGAGAAUUCACACUGGGGAGAAGCCGUAUAAGUGCGGCGACUGCGGCAAACGCUUCAUUUACAGCUCGAACCUUCACCGGCACCAUAGAGUCCACACUGAGGAGAAGCCAUACAAGUGCGGCGAGUGUGGAAAGCGCUUCCGCUCAAAUUCCAACCUUCACAGCCAUCAGCAGGUCCACACAGGAGAGAAGCCAUAUGAAUGUGAGGAGUGCGGGAAGGGUUUCGGUUCAGUCUCCAACUUCCGGAGCCAUCAGCGCAUCCACACAGGAGAGAAGCCGUUUCGUUGCGAUGCGUGUGGGAAGUGCUUCAGUAUGAGCUCAAAUUUUCAAGCCCAUCAGAGAGUCCACUCCGGGGAAAAGCCGUACAGGUGCGAUGUGUGUGGGGAGCACUUCACCUGGCGCUUGAGCCUUCAGAGUCACCAGAGCAUCCACACAGGAGAGAAACCCUAUAAAUGCGAGGAGUGCGGGAAAGGCUUCAGUCAUGCCUCGAGUCUGCAGGCUCAUCGUAGUGUCCACACUGGAAAGAAACCGUUCAAAUGCCGCGAGUGUCAGAAGCGGUUCAGUAAGUCCUCGAACCUUCAGUCCCACCUGAGGGUGCACACGGGGGAGAAGCCCUAUAAAUGUGACACGUGUGGGAAAGCCUUCAGCCAGAGAGCCUAUGUCCAAGUCCAUCAGGUAAUGCACACCGGGGAGAAGCCAUUCAAGUGUGAGGAGUGUGGGAAGGAGUUCAGAUGGAGCUCGGAGCUUAGUGCUCACCGGAAGGUCCACACGGGAGAGAAACCGUACACGUGUCAACACUGUGGGAAGGGCUUCCGUCACGCCUCAUACUUCCAAACCCACCUGAGGGUCCACACCGGGGAGAGGCCCUUCAUCUGCAGCAUCUGCUGUAAGGGCUUCAGUCAGAAAUCACAUCUUGUCUACCACCGGAGGGUCCACACUGCAGGGAACCUCUAGGUUUGUUCUGCUGUCAGGUGGGCUCCAUGGUGCUGGUU